GCAGUUCUAACGAGCAUUUCAACGGGAGCAGUUGUUAUAAAAAGAACACUUAAUAAUAAAAUAAAAAUAGAGAAAAGAAAAUUAAUAAAUCAAACUUUUUAAGGACUUCAUUUGAAAGUGCUUAGAACCUGGUGAGGAUAGCAUUAUGGCAGCUGCAGCUGUAGAAGCACCACCGGUGAAUAUCGCAGAAAUCACUGGUGAUGCCAACAUAACAAAUUUUAUGAAAAAUCGUUUACGUAAAGGCGCUCUGAAGCGCAAAGGAAUCAGAUUUGUUAAGGAUCAUAAAUUUGCCGUGCGUUUCUUCAAGCAACCAACUUAUUGUGGACACUGCAAGGACUUCAUCUGGGGCUUUGGCAAACAAGGUUACCAGUGUGAAGAAUGUCGCUUCAAUAUUCAUCAGAAAUGCUGCGACCACGUGGUGUUCCGUUGUCCUGGCGGUGAAACAGAUUUCGAUGCCGAUUGCGCAAAAGUCAAGCAUGCUUGGGUUUCCACAACCUAUUCCACUGCAACAUUCUGUGACGAUUGUGGAUUAUUGCUGCAUGGCAUUGCCCACCAGGGUAUGAAAUGCGAUAACUGCAAUCUCAAUGUUCAUGCUACAUGCAAGGAUAAAGUGCCUCCAAUGUGCGGUGCUGACAUAAGUGAAAUUCGUGGCAAAUUGUUGUUAUUUGUGGAGCUAAAAGGAACUCAACUUAAAGUUGAUAUUAAAGAGGCGGCUAAUCUACUACCAAUGGAUACUAAUGGGUUCAGUGACCCAUAUGUUGCUGUGGUAUUGUAUCCUGAUCGCAGUGGCAAAACUAAAAAGAAGACCAAAACAAUUCAAAAAAAUUUGAAUCCAGUUUUUAAUGAAGUCAUCACUUUUGAUUUAACUCCCCAAGAUCGAGAUAAACGUCUUUUGAUUGAAGUCUGGGAUUGGGAUCGUACCUCUCGCAAUGAUUUCAUGGGUUCAUUUUCAUUCAGCAUGGACGAAAUAAAGAAGGGUCCAAUUGAUGGUUGGUAUAAGUUUUUAUCGGCAGUCGAAGGAGAACACUACAACAUACCUUGCAGUGACCCUAUAAAUGAUAUCAAUCAAUUAAGAGAUGAAGUUCGACGUGAAACUAAGUCGAUGUCUCGUAGACGUCGCAUGGAUAGUAAGAAUGUACCUCAUAAUAUGAGCAAACGUGAUAUGAUACGUGCGGCCGACUUUAAUUUCAUCAAAGUUCUCGGCAAGGGUUCAUUCGGCAAAGUACUUUUAGGCGAACGUCGUGGAACUGAUGAACUGUACGCUAUAAAGGUUCUACGUAAAGACGUCAUAUUGCAAACAGAUGAUAUGGAUUUGCCAAUGACAGAGAAACAAGUAUUGGCCUUAUCGGGAAGAUCACCAUUUUUGGUAUCUCUACAUUCUUGCUUUCAAACUAUGGAUAGAUUAUUUUUCGUCAUGGAGUAUUGUAAGGGUGGGGAUCUUCUAUUUUAUAUGCAACAAUAUGGACGUUUCAAAGAAUCAGUUGCUAUUUUUUAUGCUGUGGAAAUCGCUUUGGCACUUUUCUUUUUGCAUGAAAAUCAAAUAAUCUAUCGAGAUUUGAAAUUAGAAAAUGUUCUUGUAGAGAUGGAUGGUCACAUUAAGUUAGCAGAUUUUGGUUUAAGCAAAGACGCUAUCGAUGAGAGAGAAACUACAAGAACUUUCUGUGGUACUCCACUUUAUAUGGCACCAGAAGUUAUAAGUUAUGAACCAUAUAACAACACUGUGGAUUGGUGGUCUUAUGGUGUUUUAUUAUACGAAAUGCUCUCUGGCCAAUCUCCAUUUGAUGGUGAUGAUGAUACUAUUAUUUUCAAGAACAUUAAAGAGAAAAAAGCGAUCUUCCCGAAACACUUCUCGCAAGAAGCAAUGGAUAUUAUUACGAGUUUCUUAGCUAAAAAGUCUAACAAUCGUUUGGGAGGCGGACGAUAUGCCCGCUCCGAAAUAGAAACUCAUCCGUUCUUUGCUCCAAUUGAUUGGGAACAAGCAGCGAAUAAGGACAUGGAACCACCAAUAAUACCUAUAGUUAAACAUCGUAAGGAUUUGCGUCAUUUUGAUAAAUCUUUCACCGUUGAAAAGCCUGAACUAACACCAACCGAUAAAUUAUUUAUGAUGAAUUUGGAUCAAAAUGAUUUUAUUGGAUUUUCGUAUAUGAAUCCUGAAUUUAUAACAAUCAUUUAAAAAUAACUUAGAAACUCGAAAUUGUACUAGAUUUAUCGUUAAUCGAAUUUAAAUAAAUAAAUUUAAUCAAUAAUAAAUUAAC
This is a messenger RNA of Teleopsis dalmanni, 2255 nucleotides long. Its product is annotated as protein kinase C, eye isozyme-like. Gene Ontology annotation, biological process: protein phosphorylation. The transcript is spliced from 13 exons. The coding region runs from base 146 to 2173 and encodes 675 amino acids. NCBI's taxonomy places the organism in Eukaryota, Metazoa, Arthropoda, Insecta, Diptera, Diopsidae. Gene Ontology annotation, molecular function: diacylglycerol-dependent serine/threonine kinase activity; zinc ion binding; ATP binding. The record is from RefSeq and is a predicted model, not a curated record.